UGGUGCGGCAUCAUGUGAUCACGAGCGCGGGUCACGGGAACGCCUUCGGGGGCGGUGGUCGGUUUCCGCGGAGUCCGACCGCUGCGGGUUAUGGCCAACGUUUCCAAGAAAGUGUCAUGGUCCGGCCGUGACCUCGACGACGAGGAGGCGACGCCACUGCUACAGAGGACAGUGCGGCCGGGCGACGGGACGCCGCUGCUGAACGGGGCAGGGCCCGCCGCGCGACAGGAAGUGAACUUUCCCCAUCCCUUCCCCAAGGAGAUCCCUCACAACGAGAAGCUCCUGUCCCUCAAGUAUGAGAGUUUGGACUAUGACAACAGUGAGAACCAGCUGUUCUUAGAGGAAGAACGACGGAUCAAUCACACGGCCUUCCGAACAGUGGAGAUUAAACGCUGGGUCAUAUGCGCCCUCAUCGGGAUCCUCACAGGUCUUGUGGCCUGCUUCAUCGACAUCGUGGUAGAGAACUUGGCUGGCCUGAAGUACAGGCUCAUCAAAGACAAUAUCGACAAGUUUACGGAGAAAGGUGGACUGUCCUUCUCUCUGCUCUUGUGGGCCACGCUGAACUCUGCCUUCGUGCUCCUUGGCUCUGUGAUUGUGGCCUUUAUAGAGCCAGUUGCUGCCGGCAGUGGGAUCCCCCAGAUCAAGUGCUUCCUCAACGGGGUGAAGAUCCCCCAUGUGGUGCGGCUCAAGACGCUAGUGAUCAAGGUAUCUGGUGUGAUUCUGUCUGUGGUAGGAGGACUGGCAGUUGGAAAGGAAGGACCAAUGAUCCACUCCGGAUCAGUGAUUGCUGCUGGGAUCUCCCAGGGAAGAUCAACGUCACUGAAGCGAGAUUUCAAGAUCUUUGAGUACUUCCGCAGAGACACAGAGAAGAGGGACUUUGUCUCAGCAGGAGCUGCAGCUGGAGUAUCUGCUGCAUUUGGAGCCCCUGUGGGCGGUGUGCUUUUCAGCCUGGAGGAGGGCGCCUCCUUUUGGAACCAGUUCCUGACGUGGAGGAUCUUCUUUGCUUCCAUGAUUUCUACCUUCACUCUCAAUUUUGUUCUGAGCAUUUACCAUGGAAAUAUGUGGGACUUGUCCAGUCCAGGCCUCAUCAACUUUGGAAGAUUUGACUCUGAGAAAAUGGCCUACACCAUCCAUGAGAUUCCCGUCUUCAUCGCCAUGGGCGUGGUGGGUGGCAUUCUUGGAGCCGUGUUUAACGCCUUGAAUUACUGGCUGACGAUGUUUCGAAUCAGGUACAUCCACCGGCCCUGCCUGCAGGUGAUCGAGGCCAUGCUGGUGGCCGCUGUGACAGCCACUGUUGCCUUUGUGUUGAUUUAUUCCUCUCGAGACUGCCAGCCCCUGCAGGGGAACUCCAUGUCCUACCCCCUUCAGCUCUUCUGUGCAGAUGGCGAAUACAACUCUAUGGCUGCAGCCUUCUUCAAUACCCCAGAGAAGAGUGUGGUGAGCCUCUUCCAUGACCCGCCAGGCUCCUACAACCCCAUGACCCUGGGCCUAUUCACCCUGGUUUACUUCUUCCUGGCCUGUUGGACCUAUGGCCUCACUGUGUCUGCUGGUGUCUUCAUCCCAUCCCUACUCAUCGGGGCCGCCUGGGGCCGGCUUUUUGGCAUCUCCCUGUCUUACCUCACAGGAGCAGCAAUCUGGGCAGACCCUGGCAAGUAUGCCCUGAUGGGAGCUGCUGCCCAGCUUGGUGGCAUUGUGAGGAUGACCCUGAGCCUGACAGUCAUCAUGAUGGAGGCCACAAGCAAUGUGACCUACGGCUUCCCCAUCAUGCUGGUGCUGAUGACUGCCAAGAUCGUGGGCGAUGUCUUCAUUGAGGGUCUGUAUGACAUGCACAUCCAGCUACAGAGUGUGCCCUUCCUGCAUUGGGAGGCCCCCGUCACCUCACACUCGCUCACUGCCAGGGAGGUGAUGAGCACUCCGGUGACAUGCCUAAGGAGGAGAGAGAAGGUUGGCAUCAUUGUGGAUGUCCUCAGCAACACAGCAUCCAACCACAAUGGCUUCCCUGUGGUGGAGGACUCAGAGGACACCCAGCCAGCCCGGCUCCAGGGUUUGAUCCUGCGUUCCCAGCUCAUCGUGCUCCUGAAGCACAAGGUGUUUGUGGAGAGAUCCAACAUGGGCCUGGUGCAACGGCGCCUGCGGCUGAAGGACUUCCGUGAUGCCUACCCACGCUUCCCCCCCAUCCAGUCCAUCCACGUGUCACAGGAUGAGCGAGAGUGCACCAUGGACCUGUCCGAGUUCAUGAACCCCUCUCCCUACACUGUGCCCCAGGAGGCCUCCCUCCCUCGGGUGUUCAAACUGUUCCGGGCUCUGGGCCUGCGGCAUCUGGUGGUAGUGGACAACCGCAAUCAGGUGGUGGGGCUGGUGACCAGGAAGGACCUGGCCAGGUACCGCCUGGGGAAGGGAGGCCUGGAGGAGCUCUCAUUGGCCCAGACGUGAGGUCCAGCCCUUUCCUUGGUGGGCAGUGGCACCCCUGGUCCCUUUACGCCUCCUCCUGGGCUUCCUGGUCUUAGCCAAAGUCUUGCUCCCUGGGCAUCGUGGUGGCUGGAGCAAAUGUCAUCCAGAGUGGGCCUGGUGGUGUGGAUCUGACCCUCGUCAUGGACAGUUGGUUUGCAUCCUCUGUGUUCCCCCUGGCCCUCGGGCCUCACCCCUCCCCUUUAGGGAUUUGAUCCAAUAUGUGUGCAGCAACAGCCCUCAUCCUCCAACACUCAUUUCCCCAGAGCAAGAGGGCCCAGGGUAUGUGACAGUUGAGCUGUGCUGCACCGUCACUACUCCUGCGUCGUUUCCUGUGGAUACCUGCCCUAUUAGGCCAUACUUGCCUGCACCACUAGGUGGAGGCUCAUGCCGCACAGGAGCUGGCUUGCCCUUCUCAGCCACAGGCCCUGUCUCAUCUCCUUCUGGGCAUCAACAGCCUGAGCUUCCUGGGCCUGAGGUAUGGCUUCAGCUGGCCCCCAGCAGUCAGGACUGCAGCUAACUCCAUGGAGUUCCGCAUGGGCAGCCCCGUAGCCAGAGGACACGGGAAAUGUACUCUGCCAAGGUCUCAAGAGCUGAGAAUCACCUGAGUACCUGACAGCCGAUUUUGCCACACCUUGAGCCCUCUGGAGCUGGGCUCUCUGUAUCUGUGGACAGCAGUUGGGAAAGUGGGGUUCUCCACAUCUGAGAAGCUGUGACUUCCCUUCUGACUGUAGCAGCCACAAAAUGCACACAUCACUGGGAGUGCCCUCUGUUGGCCUCACAGGACACCUGGGUCCAGCUCUGGGUAGCUCUGGACAGCCUAAUUAGCACUGGACCCAGGAAGCCCCACCUGCCCACCACACAGCUUGUCAGAGCUCCUCCUGGCCGGGCCAGGCUAGAUCUGGUGUAUCUUGGUCACCGCAGGCCCCUUCUCAUGGGACACUUUGUGGGACACUUUGCUGUUGCACAGCCACACAGGACCUCCUGCAGAUGUGAUUGGCAAUCCCACCCCCUAGGACACAGUCCCUGCUCUGCUGCCAUGGGGAUGUAGGCCUGAGUGCACUGGAUCCUGGGUAUGAGAAAUAAAGGACUUGGAUACAGCAAACCAGUGCAGUCUCCUGGUUCCACCCAGCUUUGGAUGUGGGUCUGAGACUUGGGGGCUGAUUGGAUGGUAGUGGGGGUAUAGGAUCGGGCCUUCUACAGCCAUGCCAUCCACAGAUCCUGUAGGAGGGAAGUUCAGGGCAGGUCUGCCAACCUUACCCGACCCCCGACCCAAUUCCCAUCCCCACAGCUUCACUCCUCCCCAAUGUCUGCUGCCUCUGGUCUCUGGAUCACAUGUCCCCAAGCCUAGGCAUGCCAAGAUGCUGGCCUUGGUCUACCCAGGCCCUGCAUGUCCCCAUCUCAUACCUGCCUCCCCUCACCCACCUGCCUGGCUUCCCUUCCCAUGUCACUGCCCGUCAUACCUGGCCCCUCUUUCGAGUUCCCUAUUUUCUAGUCUCCACUGACCUCCCCCAACAGAUUGAGCAUUAACGGGUAACAUCCUAAGGAGAGGCUUCCCUCCUGCUGGUGCAGUCGGUUGGCAGGACUGACAGUUCCUCAUGGCCCGACCUGGUGUUCAUGGGGAGUGCUGGGAUGAAGGACUGGUGAAGCCUGUGUUGUCAGCUUGGAGCAGCCCUGGUUAAAUGCAGGUCCCCUUUCUACAUGACCAGAUCUCAGUUAUCUUACUGCUGUUUUCCUAGGUGCUCUGGUGGGGAAGGGUUGUGUCAGAGUUGGACCAAAGGGCGUGAAAAACCACCAGGCCUCAAAGACACGGUACCAAAAAAGCAUGUACUAUCUCUGUUUCACAGUAGUUUUGUAUUGAUUACAUAUUGAAAGAAUAUUUUGGAUAUAUUAGACUAAAUAAAACAAUCAAAA
This is a messenger RNA of Fukomys damarensis (Damara mole-rat), 4362 nucleotides long. It is a transcript of the gene Clcn7, whose product is annotated as chloride voltage-gated channel 7. Lineage: Eukaryota; Metazoa; Chordata; Mammalia; Rodentia; Bathyergidae. Gene Ontology annotation, biological process: transmembrane transport; chloride transport. The record is from RefSeq and is a predicted model, not a curated record. The transcript is spliced from 24 exons. Gene Ontology annotation, molecular function: voltage-gated chloride channel activity. The coding region runs from base 91 to 2433 and encodes 780 amino acids. Gene Ontology annotation, cellular component: intracellular membrane-bounded organelle; lysosomal membrane.